CGCAACACCAACGCACCACAGAAACUUUCGCAUCAUGAGCAGCGUGCAAGCGGUAGACGCCAAAGUGACGGCGUUGGAAGGUCGACUGGAGGCCGUGGAGAACUCUCUCGGUGGCGCUGUUGCCAGCGGUAGCAACGAUGACCUCAUCGCGUUUCAAAAACAGUUGCUCGUGAGUUUGCGUGGCGUGCGGUUGGCGUUGAAAGAGGAAGAAGCGGCUCGUGCGGCGACACAAUCCACGGCUGUGAGCAACGAAGCGUUGGUGGAAGAGAAUACCGCGCUCAAGAAACAAAUCGCCAAGCUCAACUACCGCAUUGAGCACUUGUUGCGCCACAUUCCUCCGCCUCAGUAGACUAACCCGAUCCCGUUAUAUUUCAAGCGCAUGUCAAUACCGCGCACCAUCGCGUCGCGACGUGCUGUUUAGAAUCGCCGUGUUCUCAGUGAACCCGUGCAGCACGACAAGCCUCGUAAGGGCGGCUAUGCGGUCUUGGUUCAGGUACAGCGUCUUGCCACGGCGAAAGUGCGCGUCUUCUUCGCCAUUUCGAUCCAAAUACACGCUGCCCCAGAUACAGCACCGUCCAUUUCCCAGGAGCAGCAGCACCUACGAUCUCCGCGUCAGCCGCCAUCCUUCCC
This is a messenger RNA of Aphanomyces invadans, 630 nucleotides long. RefSeq lists its product as hypothetical. The transcript has 2 exons. NCBI's taxonomy places the organism in Eukaryota, Oomycota, Saprolegniomycetes, Saprolegniales, Verrucalvaceae. The coding region runs from base 35 to 349 and encodes 104 amino acids. The record is from RefSeq and is a predicted model, not a curated record.